Molecule: messenger RNA, 2826 nt
Organism: Caenorhabditis bovis
Lineage: Eukaryota; Metazoa; Nematoda; Chromadorea; Rhabditida; Rhabditidae
Source: the annotation of a GenBank genome assembly
AUGCGAACUGGAUCAACACAAUACGUUUUUGUAUCAAUUCUCCUUCUAGUAUUCAUUUUGUCAGUGAAGUGCGCGCCAAAUUCGAAAUCCAGAUGCGCUUUGGAGUGCUACGCGCAAUGUAUGCGUUCGGGAACGAUUUUCGUUCAGGCCAACGCGGGAAUUUGUAAUUGUCCAGUUGUCAAGGAGCCUCAAAAGUGCUCCAAUUUCGAAGAGCAAUUUCAAAAAGCACUUAUUGUUCAAAAUUUGCCAAUAACUCGGACAAAAUACUUGGAUGCUCACACAAUUCAUAUUUCGAUUAGUCCGCAUCCGUCAGCAUUUGCUUAUAUAUUCGAAUACUCGACUAUUUCGACACAUCCUGAUAAAUGGAUAUUCGCGGGAGCCUAUACAGAACCAGAAGCGCAAUUCAGCGUGCUGGAUCCAUGCCGCGAUUACCAUUUUAGGGUACUUGUUGUUUUGCGAAGUAGCGACCCGUCGCAAUUAUUCGCGAUUAUCCGUCCGCAGGCGAUUCCCGUUCAAUUGCCGCCUUUCGUUUUGAAACAAGAGCAGAUCAAGGUGGAAUUGCCAAGAAUGGUCAAUGCCACAGCCAACCAUAUAAAGAUGUUUGUGAAAUGGACAGUACCCUUUGGCUAUUCUGAUGGCGAUAUUUAUGGAUACGAGUCGCCGUCGCUGUACCCGAUUCAAUGCUCAACUCCAGAGGAAGAAUUGCCUCAGCCUAGAAUUGAAAUUGUGAAAGGCGGAGGUCGAUUAGCAGUUCUCCUACCUUCUUCAGUUCUCAAUUCAAGGUGUAGAAUGUGGGUGGAAGUGAGAAUGCUACCGAGAUGUGUCCGUCUUGAACCAUUCAAUAUCCAAAAGAACAUCGAAAUCGAUUGCUCGAAGAAUACUGAUCUGGAAGUGUGCAGCAAAGAUGCGAAUCCGGUAUGUCUUGAAAAUGUGCGGAUCGGCGGAGAACUUGGAAAAGCGAAAAUAAGUUGGGAGAAGCCUCAAAAACCACCACUUUAUUAUCAUGUGCGGUAUGGACCAGCACAAACGAAGGGAACCGCCCCGUUUGUUUCGUGGCAACUUGCUGCCAAACGAGAAGUUCGAGUUGACGGCUCGUUGAGCUCAUUUUCUCUCGAUAUUCCGGAAGAUGAAGAUUUUGGAGUUCAAGUGUGCGCUAUAAUGUCGAAAAAUCGAAAAAGACCCAAAUUUGGGGUUGUCGAAGUCCUUCCAUUUCAAUGUGUCAGCUGCAAACCGGCAGGAGAACAAUCGGAAGCGAUUGGCCGGUGUGGAGAAUGCUCGAAGAUUCUUGGUUCGACUGUUAUCGAGAAGGAUUGGAAGAUCAAGACUCCGCCAUUGAGGAAUCAACCGAAAGAACAAGACAUUGAACAAAACCCUACUGUCUAUCGAAUGGAAACCGACCUUUCGGUUGCACCCAAAAGGAUCAGCGCCAAAUCGGACACCAGACUUACUCCAGAGCUUCCGCUUGAAAUUGAAAAAGCUGAAAAGAUUAAUCUAGACCAGAAUUCAACAAAAACAACAACAACGACAAUGAGUACGGAAACAGAAACUGCUCCACAAAUUGCAACAUCUUCUACUAAUGAAUCAUCAACUGAGAAUACUUUUUCCGAGAAAUUAUCCACUGACAUCAAUGAAGCGGCAGAUGCACAAGACACUACCACGAUGAAAGAGUCGAUGAAUAUCAAGACAAUCGUAGAAGAAGAAACUGAUGAGCGUGAACAGGAAAAUCAAGAAAAAGACGAAAAGGAGGAGGAGGAGCACGAAGUUGAUAAGGAAGGAAUUCUAGAUUUAGAACGAAACGAGAAAGAAAGAAUUCAAAAAGAGCUUGCUGAGAAAACAAUUGAUGAGUCUAUUGAAAAUAUUGAGAAAGUGUUGGAAGGUACGACCAAUUCGACUGACCAGUUCGAACAACUCGAAAAACGUCUAGAAGAAGCUGCUCAAAAGCUUCAGGAGACUAUUACAACUCUGGCCGCAAAUUCGAGCGAUGUUCGACAUCAUGAGCCUACGAAAAAAUGUUUAACGAGCGAAGGAAUCGUUUGUGAAUUUGGAUGUCUUGACAGAAAAACUUGUAUUUGUCCACCUGUAACUCAUGCUCGUCUUCGCAACAAAGUGUGCAUUUCUCGUGACGCAAUGCCUCACACAAAUUGUCUACCGAAAAAGGAAAUAAACGCGACAUGGGACGCCGAAACUGGAAAUGUGAUGGUCCGAAGGAGUGAUGCAAUUUAUCAUAUUGAAAACUCGGAAUCUGUCGAUAAACUUUUCGUUGAAUUCGGUAAAGUGCGACUCGCUGAAGAAUUGAAUAAUUUGAGCAGAAUCGAAUUCGCGGAUGAGACGAGACAAAAAGUCGUCGUGAUGAUACAGUCCAUAUUAAAAUCAUCAGUCUUUUCAACGGAACCAUUUAUAUUCCAUGUGAAUCAAACAAUCGAUAUGAAUGCUAUAUAUGGCAUGAGAUUAUGCGUAUUCAAUUCUUCACAAAUCCGUCAUCCCCACACACACAAUUGGGAUGAUGAGAGUCGAUUUGAGAAAGAUAUCGCCGAGGUUGUUCAAUUAAGCCCCGUCUAUUUUACGAAUCAAUUACUAGCAAAUCAACCGGAUAAUUAUUGGAAUACUCUGGUUACCGUGGCCAAAGUUGCAAUUUUAAUAUUAUUGGCAAUUGCAAUGUUUGUAUUAUUGUAUUUGAAUUGCACCAAAAUUAAGACUCUUUAUGAUCGAAAACGAACACAUUAUUUUCGGCCAUUUUAUAUUGAUCCAGCGGUUCAUAUGCCAACCCGGCUAAAACGCGAACCUUCUCGAGGAUAUUAUGACGUCAGAUCGCGAGUUAUCAUGUAA